CUUACUUUCCUAAUGGCUAGCUGCGAAUCACCACAGACCAGCCAGUUUAACGCAGUUUGCAUGAGAAUGUAUAGUUAGAUCGGACUGGAAGACUGAAAACUCAUAAACACACUCAGCAUUGGGUGUUUUUGUCGUUUUAUCUAGCCAUGUAGGUAGGACACGACGCGUCAAGGAGACACGUUAACAAACAUUGUGUGUUGCGUGCUGUGGACUGCCACUUUCAACCAAAACAAUGUUGACAAACGACCCGUGGACACAUAUCAACAAACAGUCAUUUCGAGGAUGGAUAAAGGUGGAGUGAAGAAGAUAACAUUUAGAAGAGAUGACCUUUUAAGCAAAUUGGUCUACACUGAAAGCCCUGAGGAGGGAGGUCUGUUGAAAGUGGCUCCUCACAGUGCCAUGUCCAUCACCUCUGCCACUUCUGUCGUUCUUCCAUCCAGCCCAUUGAUGCAGCCAGGACAGGUUCCUAACGGCCUCAGCAACAGCCCCCUUCCAGAGGAGCUCACCUCUGCCUCUUUCACUGCCACCGUAGGCCCCUUUUUGGAAGACCCAGAGCCCAGGGGCCUGACCAAAGAUCACAGGCCUCAGCAGCAGCAGUUACUCCAAACACAGACAUCCAUUACGUUUGGGCGUCAAACUUUGGGGGACACUUUGCCCCAGUUGGAGGCCAGCAUAGCAGACAUUACCCAGUCCUCCAUGGAUUCACUUAUUGGAGGAUCAGAUCCCAAUUUCUUCCCCAUGAAAACAGAGGAUUUCUCCAUGGAUAAAGGAGACCAGGAUCCCAUUGACCUUGAUCAUGCCUUUGAUCACAUUGGGAAAGAUGUGGACGUGCACCAGAAGUUGUUCAGUGACAACACUCUGGACCUGCUCCAAGACUUUGAGCUCACUGGGUCUCCCUCAGAUUUUUACGGAGGGGAUGAUGCCUUUCUGUCCACUCUGGCAGAUGAUUCUUUGCUUGGGGACGUUGGCUCAGAGAGGGACAUAAAGUCUACCUUGGUUGAGAGCAGUAACAGCAGUGGGGCAGUCUCUGUUGCUCUCAAUGGUAGCAUUAUGACAAGUCCAGAUCAGUCCUGCUCCAGCAUGUCCACAACAUCCCCGCAAACCCCUACAACCACUUUGUCUGCAUUGGUGAAGAAAGAAAAAGAUGCUGGCUUCAUUCAGCUCUGCACCUCAGGUGUGAUCAAACAGGAGAAGACGUCUGCAGGCCAGAGUUAUUGCCAAAUUAGUGGCACGUCCUCCACAGUCAUACCAAGCUCUAACCCCAUUUCCAUAUGUGGGGUCAGCACCUCUGGAGGACAGCGGUACCACUUUGGAGUCAGCCCCAGUAGCAGUGAAGCUCAACAGCUUAAGGAUCAGAAGCCAGUGUAUCUCCCAGUGACCACCAUUAGUGGAGCCUGGAACAGAGGCCAAGGUUUGGCGGACACCUCAGCGAUGCAGAGGCCCAGUGAGGCUUUCUCAAGCUCUCCAUCAUACCCAACCAGACCAGAAGGAGUCCCAGCUACAUCCUCACCACAGGGAAAGGGCGGGACUCAUAAAAUCUGCCUGGUGUGCUCUGAUGAGGCUUCAGGCUGUCACUAUGGCGUUCUUACCUGUGGCAGCUGCAAGGUCUUCUUCAAGAGAGCAGUGGAAGGGCAGCAUAAUUACCUGUGUGCUGGGAGGAACGACUGCAUAAUAGACAAGAUCAGGAGGAAGAACUGCCCUGCCUGCCGCUACCGCAAGUGUCUAAUGGCAGGCAUGAACCUGGAAGCACGCAAAACCAAGAAGUUGAACCGCUUAAAGGGCAACCAGCUGAGCAACCCGCCCGAGGUGUCUCCUCCACCAGUUGAGUCUUACUCCCUGGUACUCCCUGGUAAGUACCAGCCUCAACUAGUGCCCACAAUGCUGUCCCUGCUGAAGGCCAUCGAGCCAGACACCAUCUACGCUGGCUAUGACAGCACCCUGCCCGACACCUCCACCCGCCUCAUGACCACCCUGAACAGGCUGGGCGGCCGACAGGUCAUCUCUGCUGUCAAGUGGGCCAAGGCCCUGCCAGGUUUCAGGAACCUUCACCUGGAUGACCAGAUGACCCUGCUGCAGUGCUCCUGGCUCUUCCUCAUGUCUUUCGGUCUGGGCUGGAGGUCGUACCAACAGUGCAACGGCAACAUGCUCUGCUUCGCACCCGACCUCGUCAUCAAUGAAGAGCGAAUGAAACUGCCCUACAUGGCCGACCAGUGUGAGCAGAUGCUGAAGAUUUCCAGCGAGUUUGUCCGGCUGCAGGUUUCCCAUGACGAGUAUUUGUGCAUGAAGGUCCUGCUGCUGCUCAGCACAGUGCCAAAGGACGGCCUGAAGAGCCAGGCGGUGUUCGAUGAAAUUCGGAUGUCGUACAUCAAGGAGCUGGGAAAAGCCAUCGUGAAGCGUGAAGAGAACUCCAGCCAGAACUGGCAGCGUUUCUAUCAGCUCACCAAGCUGCUCGACUCCAUGCAUGAGAUGGUUGGUGGACUGCUCAGCUUCUGCUUCUACACCUUUGUGAAUAAAUCCCUGAGUGUGGAGUUCCCAGAGAUGCUGGCGGAGAUCAUCAGCAACCAGUUACCAAAAGUCAAGGCCGGCAGCGUCAAACCUCUCCUCUUCCACCAGAGAUGACUGUGCCCCUUAACAGACACAUUGCCUUAAAAAUCCCACCACAUCACCUCACCACCCACCUCCCCAACCCCCCUGGAGAGUGACGAUGAAAGGAUCUGAGGCGAGGAGUGAAUGAUGUUUUUUGGGAGCGAGUAUGCAACUUUGUGCGGUGUCUCCCUCCAGGUCUAGAGGGAGAGAGCCGAGAGAGACGGGACAUGUUUGUGUAGAAACCAGACAGCGAGCACAGACGUUUAGUUUUGUUGAGCAGUCUAAGAUGUAGUGUGUAACAACAAGUAGGAAAUAUUUGUAAGAUAAAAGAUAAUCACAAAGAGAAAUAGGCUAACAUCCAUGUCGUCUCAGGUUUCUUACCUUCAAAUACAGAACGAUAUCUAAAAUAGAUAAGACAAAUAUCUAUGUACAGGUUCUGAUAGUAUUUUCUACAUUUUCAAAUUGUAACAGUUUAUACAGUUUUCCAGGUUGUUGUUACCUGGGAAGGUAACGAAGCUUAAUUAAUAACAUGCUCUUGAGUAGGCUUUUAGACUGUAUGUUCCUCUUUUAGUUUUUACAGGAGGUUGAUACAAAAUGUUUAUCAGUCAUAUGGGAAAAAAUCUGUUCUCCAAUCAUUUAAAAGUAUAUUUCUGGUUUGCUUUGAUUGAUACUUUGGACAUAUGAAACAAUUCUUUUGGCUUGUUACGCGACCAUUCAAAGGAUGAUUUCUCCCACAAGCCGACCUCUUCCAGGUUUACACACGUCUAUUAUAAAAGGGAAAAAAUAUGUGCCUUUUUUGCUUCAAAUAUCAUCUGCCAUUUUCUUCCUACCUGUCUAAGGCGUUCUUCUCUUUAACCCAUCAUGGUCUUCCUUCAUCGUAUGUUGAUUGUACAUUUUAUAUUACAUGCAGUUGCAAGUUUUCCUUUUUUCCAGUGGCUGUGUUCAUCUUUAGAAGUGGCAGCUCGGUCCAUCCUCCGUGUGUAGAAAUGAUCCUCAAUGUUCAGAAAGAAUAUUCAAAGCCUGCUUCCUUUGACGUGAUCUCCCACACAUUUAACUCCACAUUUAAGUGCGAUUCAAGCACUUUUUUACCUUGCUUAAAGGCUUUAAAAGACUGUGAAGAAAGACUGUUAUGCUGUACUAGUCUUUACCAUAUGACUGUAGAUAAAAUUUGGAACUUUUUUUUUUUUAAUAGGAAAUAGCCCACUUUGAUGUUUAUUUUAGCCCCCGCUCCAGCUCCAGUAGUGGAAUAAUGGAAUGUGAUAGAUUUGUGCGUCUACCAAUCAGAAAUGAGAGGGCAUAUUUUAUUGUGUUUGCGAGGUUUUGUCAUUUUUAAUUCUUCAGGAAAACUCCUUUUCUGUGGUUUUGCCAUGGCUCAGACUGGUUAGAAAAUAACCGUCCUUCAUUUUUUAACAUUUUUUCUACAGUCUUUUUUGGAAAACUGACAAAGAUGCAGUCAUGAUUCUGCCACUGAAGAUCCUUCUUCGACAGUAUAUCCAUGCUCUCAAUAACCACCUGCUUCGGGAAAUAUGUUAUUGAAAGUUAAUGCGUUGUUUUCUUUGCGUUGCUCUUAUUUGUCAAAGGAAUAGUUUUAACAGUUUGGGAAAUAUGUGUACUUGCUUUCAUGCCGAGAGUUGAGAAGAUCAAUACCAGCGUCCUGUCUGUACAGUAAAUGUGACGCUGAAGUCAGCAUUCAGUUAGCUUAGCUUAGCAUAAAGACUGGAAACAGGGAAACGGCUCGUCCAACUGUCCACUCUCCACCAGCACCUCUAAACCUCAGUAAUUAUCACGUGAAUGUAAACAUAACAAGUUACCACUUAUGAUGGACGAUUUCUUGGCUGGGACCUAGUAAUUUGCUGGACUCUUCACUUUAUUCUUCAGUUUUUGUAUAAAUCAAACAAACGAGAUAUAACAUAUAUUAAUGAUUUUGUUUUCAGGCUACCUCUUCCCAGUCUUUAUGCUAAGCUAAGCUAAUUGUCUCCUGGAUGGAGUUUCAAAUUUUGCGUAUAGACAUGAGAGUGGUAUCAAUCUUCUCAUUUAACUCUGUAAGAGAAAAAAAAUGAAUACGCGUAUUUUCCCAAAAUACUGAACUAUUCCUUCAAAAUGAACAGUUUGUAUGACGGUGUGUUUAAACAGCACUUUGGAUCAGUUGUUGGCAGAUUCAUUACCCUGUUAACCUCUUACAGCUGCUGAUAACCUUCAACCUCUCCGACUUAACCCCCUUGCUUCGUUAACGCCCUGCCAGGCACCUUGUCUUCAUGUCUCUUUGUCUUUUAGUACUUCUGCAUGUUAACGUGUUGUCUGUUAGUUAGUCAAACCCCAAUGUUUGAAAGCACUUAGCAUCAGUCACCUCGUAGAGUCAUGCCACAGUGAAAGUGUAGUGUCACUGACUGGGGAGGCAGGCAAAAUGGAUCCUUUAUUCUCUGGGAACUAUUUCAGUGCCAAACUCCUGUUUUGUCUGUUUUCAGUGAUGCGAAAGGUUCAGUGUUUGCAUCAGAAUAAGAAACAAGUCCCAGCAUUGAAGCUUGUAAAUUUGUCUGAUCAAUAGAGAAUGGAUCGAGGACAUUAUUAAUGAGCGAUAGAUUACUCUUUUUCUUUUUUCUUUUUUGUAACACAAGGCACUCACAGAUGUGUUGUGUAGUCACACAGAAUAAUGUAGGUCUGUCAGUAUCCCUAUUUUUAUGUGUGGUGUAAGUAAGUGGGAAUUUGAAAUGUGUUGCAACGUUUUCAUCAGUCAACUUUGUCUGCUUAGUUUGUCAUCAGUGUGUUUCAUAACCCUGACAUGCUGUUUGUGUUUAAAGCACAAAUUAAUCCAGGUUUUGACAUGAAUGUGAACCUUAAAGAGGAAAAUUUAGUUUAAAAGAAAUGUUAUCGACAUAUUAAAGAAAAUGCUGUGUCAGUUAGAAAUAAUUGGUUAAAUAUGUCAAGUGUGCGACUACAGAGGGCUCACUGUUGCAUCCCAAGUUGAAAAAUGUCAACAUGUUCUCUUGCUAAACUAUCCUAACAACAACUAUAAAAGCAGUCAUAUAUUUUAAGCCACUUCCACGCUCAGGUUGUUGAAACUUUAUGUCUGAUUUACACAGUAUGUGGUUGUCCGUGUUUAGUCAUUAAUGUGCGGAUAUUAAGAACCAAAAACAUUCAGUUUGGAUUCCCAAAAUGUGUCUGCUUCUGUGAUUUUAUUUAUGAUGUAUUUUUGUCAGGAAAAAAAAAAAGGUUUACUUGACAUAUUAGGAAAGUUUCACGAAUGUGCUGCCACCGUUGACAUUUAUACCCAGGCUCAGAAACAGGACGCUUGUUGUUUUUCUUUUUAAGGUUUAUUCAGAAAAACUAUCUUCAUUAAACUGCAUAGGGGUUACUCAUGGGUUACUUUCACAUUCAGUGUAUCGAAAUCUCUUCUGCUGCUGCUGCUGCUGCUGCUUGUCAUUUAAACAGGUAUAUAUAUAUAAAAUCACACACUUGCCUCUUCUUGCUCAAAAAUGUAUCGUUGCUUACCUUGUACAUUUUUGAGAAGGACAACUGAAUAUGCAAUAGAAAUAACAGAUAAUCUAUCACUAUCACAUAACAAGAUGUGGUUGCUAACUUUUUUCUUCUAUUUUUUUUCCGAUAUAAGCUAUUUGCAUACAGGAGAUUCACAUUUAACUUCAGGAAUAGAUACACUUCAGUCAGUAAUCAGUCCACUCAGACUGCACAAAAAAGCCUAUUUGAUGUUUAACUACAAGGUGACCAAAGCAAGUACAGAUAAAUUCAACAUGUCAGUGUAAACUUAAGUAGCUCAUAGAAGACAAAUGUACAGUUAUUUGUUUUCUUUUUCUUUUUUUUUUUCUUUUUUUUAUAAACACAUUUUUUUUUACUCUAACGUGAUGGCUUUGGUCAAAUUGUGUAAUACUGUGAAUAGGAUAGGAGUCAGUCUUUUUCACACACAAACUGUUUGUGAAAGUAAUCAACCAGCUUGAAUCUAAAAAGAUUUGCACUACCCAAAUAUUGUUUGAAAAUCUAUUUUGUAUAAAAUAUAUGCAGACAUUAACUUUUGAGAAUUAUCAAGGGCAGAUCAUGUUUCACUGGUAUAUGCUUUCUCUAAAAAGCUUUGUUUUGCUUAAAAAAACUGAAUAUGUACAUAUAAUCCAUUGUAAAGAAAACGUGGUGUGUUUGUCUCCAGAUAAUAGUUUUUCUAUACAAACCCUCUGUAUUAUUUCUCCUCUGUAGUGUGAGUCCUGUUGAACUUUUCCUCCAUUGAUUAAAGGUUGUACUGUA
Molecule: messenger RNA, 6834 nt
Organism: Seriola aureovittata
Lineage: Eukaryota; Metazoa; Chordata; Actinopteri; Carangiformes; Carangidae
Gene: nr3c1
Product: nuclear receptor subfamily 3, group C, member 1 (glucocorticoid receptor)
Exons: 9
Coding region: 283-2619 (778 amino acids)
Biological process (GO): regulation of DNA-templated transcription; nuclear receptor-mediated glucocorticoid signaling pathway
Cellular component (GO): nucleus
Molecular function (GO): steroid binding; nuclear glucocorticoid receptor activity; DNA-binding transcription factor activity
Source: RefSeq, a predicted model, not a curated record